Molecule: messenger RNA, 795 nt
Organism: Brassica rapa (field mustard)
Lineage: Eukaryota; Viridiplantae; Streptophyta; Magnoliopsida; Brassicales; Brassicaceae
Product: glycylpeptide N-tetradecanoyltransferase 1
Biological process (GO): N-terminal peptidyl-glycine N-myristoylation
Cellular component (GO): cytoplasm
Molecular function (GO): glycylpeptide N-tetradecanoyltransferase activity
Source: RefSeq, a predicted model, not a curated record
AUGGGAAUCUGUUCCAAGCGCAACAAGAAGCUGCUUGGCUUUAUCAGUGGUGUCCCUAUCAAAAUCCAAAUAGGUGAGGAUGUGGUUGAAGCGGCAGAUUUAAAUUUUCUCUGUGUUCAGAAGGGUUUCAAGAAGUUCAGCUUUGGUUCUUUGGGUUCAUUCAUGAUCGAUGAGAUGAGAAGAAGGGUUGACCUGGAGGGUGUUAGCAAAGCUGUUUAUCUCACAGUUUCAGAGCGCUCUACACCAAGCAUCACCUGCCAACCAUGGUACAGGGCAUUGAAGGAAGAAAAACAACCACUACCUGCAGCAACAACACAAACACCUGGCUUAAGACCAAUGUUACCAUGUGAUGUCCCUGCUGUUACAAAACUUAUAAGAAGCUACCUUAGACAGUUUAGGGUUUCAUCUUACCUUGAAGAAGCAGACGUCACCCAUUGGCUUCUGCCACGGGAUAAGGUUGUGUACUCUUACGUCGUGGUCAACCCUUCCACUGAGUUUGUGACUGACUUCUUCAGUUUCUACGCUAGGAAAAAUUCUGAUUUGAAUGUAGCAUUCUCCUUUUAUCAUGUUGCUAGAGACACCUCCACCAAGACUCUCAUGAGCGAUGCCUUAGUAGUGGCAAAGGAAAGUGGAUUUGACUUCUUCGGCGCCUUGGACAUAAUGGGGGACAGAUCUUUCUUGAAGAAGAAGCUGAAGUUCGUUAAGGGAAAAACUCUUGCUUAUUACCAUUUUAGCAACUUCAAUCUUCCCCACCUGAAGCCACGAGAGAUUGGUGUCAACAUCAAAGCUACUUGA